GAAAGUAGUCGUUGUGCAAGUUUUUAGCGCGGCGUAAAUCUAUAAAAAAAAAAAUAAAAAUAAAAAUAAAGCGAUAGCGAUAGCGAGUGUUUAUAAAAUAAAAUAUGGUAGGGCAGCAACUGAAUAAAAAAUUGGAUGAAUUGGAAAAAUGGUUCAAAGAAAAUCCAAAAUUACCGGAAGAAAUUGAUCGCAUUCUUUUACGACGCUUUCUUAAAUGUAUGUACAACAAUGUAGAGGAAACCAAAAAAAUUAUUGAAUUAAAUUUUUCAAUACGAAAUAAGAACCAACAUAUAUUUCUUCACCGUGAUCCCGACGAUGAAGCUGUCAAAGCCAUACGAGAUGUAGUAGAAAUGGUGCCACUACCGGGUCUGACUCCAGAAGGUUAUAAGUUACUAUUAUUUCGGCUAUCAGAUAUAGAUCCGAAAAAGUUAAAUAGCACCAUCGAGUGUAAAGCAUUUUUCAUGCUAGCUGACUGUCGUUAUUCGGAGCUCGAUAUCGAGAAGCCGGAAACACAAAAGAUAGAGAAAUCGAAAGAUGAUACUCAGACGGAGGAAACAAGUGAAAUCGAAGAUGACUCGCUGCAAGAUGAUUCAAUAUCAAAUGGUGAAGUACAGAUAUGUGAUAUAGGUGAUUACACUUUAUCGCACAUGGCGCGCAUUUCCUUUACGACAUUGCGUAUGUAUAUGAAUUUUCUUCAAGAGGCGUAUCCAGUACGUUUACGCGCAAUGCAUAUCAUAAAUUGUCCGCCAUUUUUAAACAAAAUGGUGUCUAUUGUAAAGCCUUUUAUUCACGAGGAUGUCUUUAAAAUGAUACAUUUUCACACUGAAGGCAUGGACAGCUUGUAUGAAAAAGUGCCGCGUCAUAUGUUACCGAGAGAAUAUGGCGGCAAUGCCGGUGAUAUAACGGAUCUGAAGAAAAUAUGGACAGAUAAGUUAAAAGUUAAAAGAGAUUACUUAAUGGAUGAAAGGCAUUGGAAAAUGGAUCCUGCACAAAAUUCGCGACGUUGGUAUUUGUUUUGAAAAUUUUCGAAUCCACAAAAUCAUUAUUAUCUAAAACUCUUUGGAGAGUGUUUUCCGAUUUAUAGCCAUUUGAUGUGAUAUGUUGUAAAAAUGGAAAUGCUUAGGAAAAUUCAUAUGGGAGUAUGCAGAGUUAAUUGUAUAAGGACUAUUAUGUACAAAUAUAACCAAUGUAUAUUAGUAUAUCUAUAUAUAAUAUAUAAAGUAUGGGCUAAACUCCUAACUACUGAUCCAACUUAAAGACAGGAUAGUUUACUCAUGUGUAUUAAAAAUUAUACUUUAUAUAAAAAUAAUAUGCCAAAAAUCAA
Messenger RNA from Bactrocera latifrons, 1324 nucleotides. Its product is annotated as alpha-tocopherol transfer protein-like. NCBI's taxonomy places the organism in Eukaryota, Metazoa, Arthropoda, Insecta, Diptera, Tephritidae. Gene Ontology annotation, molecular function: phosphatidylinositol bisphosphate binding. Bases 105 to 1019 code for a protein of 304 amino acids. The transcript is spliced from 6 exons. The record is from RefSeq and is a predicted model, not a curated record. Gene Ontology annotation, cellular component: membrane.